Daldinia caldariorum is the source of this 2766-nucleotide messenger RNA. RefSeq lists its product as uncharacterized. The coding region runs from base 1 to 2766 and encodes 921 amino acids. Lineage: Eukaryota; Fungi; Ascomycota; Sordariomycetes; Xylariales; Hypoxylaceae. The record is from RefSeq and is a predicted model, not a curated record. The transcript is spliced from 3 exons.
AUGGUGGAUCCUUUCACAGCUCUUGGAACGGCAAGCAGCAUUCUUACAUUUGUAGAGUUUGCAUGGAAGCUACUUACGAACACAUGUACAACUUAUAAAUCGGCAGCCGGUAAAAGUGAAGGCAAUCGGAUCCUCUCACUUAUCACAAAAGACGCAGCCCGCCUCGGAGAUGCCAUCAUCGCGGCACCUGAUUGUGAAGAUGACCUGCGAGAACUUGUCGAAGAGGCAAAGAGAAUUUCCAAUGAUUUGCGUGAAGUGUUGGAAAAGCUGCAAGUCCGGGGGACCACAACCGCCUGGAAGAGCUUCGUUGUCGCAUUGAACGAACUUUGGCAAAGCAGCGAAGUCAAGUCUCUCUCUGAUAGACUUACCAAACUCCGGAAUGUCAUUAUCUUUCAUAUGCAGAAGUUGCUCCUCAAUAACGUAUCGGGCAUCCCACACAAGAUUACCGAGCUGGAGCAUACGAGUAAUGAACUCGGAACCACAAUACAGGUCGAGUUUCGUCAGCUGCGUGAAGACUUCGCCGCCGCUAUGCAGAAGUUCCAGCGCGAAGACUCAACCCACCCCGCCGCCAUGGACAAGUAUCUCAAAAGCUGGGAUGGAACAAAGCCGUUAGACGAUGCUUCUAUCUAUAAAGCCCUCGUAGAUCUACAAGACCUAUUUAGGACAGCCUCGCGUCUUCACGAAGCCGGGAAAACGACCGAAGACGAUCAGCAUGUGUUCAGAAGUCUUUAUUUUACCGGUAUAAUGAUGAGGCACAAGAAUAUAGCUGAAGCACAUGCACGCACUUUCGCCUGGGUCUUUCAGAGGAGACCCCCGGAGUUUGUUGAUUGGCUAGAGAAUUCGACGAAUGGCAUAUUCUGGAUUCAGGGGAAACCAGGCUCAGGGAAAUCUACUCUCAUGAAAUUUCUUUCUAAUCACGAUAGCACACGCAUCCAUCUGGAACCAUGGGCAGGGGAAGGGGAGCUCGUGAUUUCUAGAUACUUCUUCUGGAAUGCGGGUUCGCCGCUUCAGAAAUCUCGUGAGGGUCUCCUUCGAUCCCUCUUGUUCGGAAUACUACGAAACUACCAUCGGCUUGCACCUCGAGUACUUGCACUACGGAUCGAAUUCAGAGAUGAAUUGGACAACGAUUGGUCUUGGACGGUAGAUGAAUUGCUAGCUAUCCUCCAAGUAAUCAUUGGCGAGUGCAAAGACACCAAGUUUUGCUUUUUUAUCGACGGCAUGGACGAAUACGAAGAAGACAGGACAGAACUGGCCAGUCUCGUAAAAGUCAUACAGCGUCUCGCAUCCUUCCCGAACCUCAAGCUUUGUGUUUCAAGUCGACCUUGGUCCAUGUUUGUAGACGCUUUCGGCCAAGAUCCCAAGUUGUCACUCAAAGUUGAAGGCCUUACGCGCGACGAUAUCCGACAGUAUGUCUAUGACAAGUUCCAAGAUAAUAAACAAUUCGUCGUGCUGCGGGAUGCGGACCCGAUUGCGCUAGAAUUGACGGAAGAAAUCUGUCAGCGAGCCAAGGGAGUAUUUCUCUGGGUUUAUCUCGUAGUUCGUGACCUCCUUGUCGGAUUCACCAACGGUGAUUCCACCAAGUUUCUCAAGGCUCGGUUAGAAGGAUUCCCAGAAGAUCUAGAUAGCUUUUUCCGACAAAUGAUCGACACUAUACCUUCACUAUAUCUUCCAUCAACGGCUCGAAUGUUCCAAAUAGCUAGAACAGCAUCGCAACCUUAUUCGCAAUCAAGAUUGGCCGUCAAAACUAUACCCCUACCCGAGGUACAACGCCGGCACGACCAAGUGAGGCGGCGAUUGGAUGCGCGGAGCAAAGGACUCCUAGAAGUUACUCUCGAGAAUAAUAACAUCCGACUUGGAGAUCUACAGGCGCGCGUUGACUUCCUUCACCGCACUGUCCGCGACUUUCUCGUCUGUCCAGACGGCUUGGGCUCAUUUAUUUCGCAGUAUAGAGACAAUACAAAUACUGCUUUAGUGAUGUGUAAUGCCCUGCUAGCUACUCUAAAGGAACCACCACCGCUGGGGAAUUUGAUCUUGGCUAGGAGGAGAAUGUAUAUUUUGGAUCAACUUGUCGAAUGGGCUGCACAAGCGGAACGAGAUACCAUGGUCGUCUCAACGGCGCUUAUACCAAUCCUAGAUUCUGCCGAACAAAUGUGUUCCGAAUAUCCUCCGCCGUCCUUUAUGGCUGUUCGAUCAGUGCCAGAAGAGAUUUCUUUUCUUGGGUUGGUGUAUCAGUGGGGUAUCCUCUCCUAUAUCAUGACAAAGACCAGCGAUAUCCGCACACUUGUUCUCGCCCGCGGACCACAAAAACCGCUAUUAGACUGUGCUCUAAACAAUGGUAGCCAUGAUUAUGGCUAUAUCAACCCAGCGCUUAUCGAGUUUCUCUUAGACAAUGGAUAUGAUCCGAACCAAGUUUACAAGUCCGAAACUAUCUGGGUACGAUUUAUCCGUCAGUUAAAGGAGAAAGAUAUAAGAAACGACGUGGGUAUUGAGAGAGUCAUAAAAAUUUUGGUGGACCAUGGAGCGGACCCUAUGUUGCUUAAUCCUGCGGAGUUUCCUGCGGAGCCUACCCCAGGGCCCGAUAGAAUGGACGAGGGAAAGCUGGAGGUUACCAAAGAAAACCCCCAGAAUAUAUUCACUUGGGGAGUAAAGAAGCUGUUAACAAGACGCCACCGUGCUACACGAACCAUUGGGCCGGAGUCUCAGGAAACCAGGGGAUCUACACGUCGAAAAUUUCGAUUUAUCUUUUGCAUCCCGCUGUCAUCAUGA